UAUCAACAUUCUCUCGACCAGCACCUAAUAAAAUGGAGGUCGUCAGAUCAGUUCUUAAACUCCUGCGGGCAAGAUAAGGAGUCUGCAGUAUCCGACCCGUAUGAUGGUCGAGAGCCGAUCUACAAGCGCGAUCGUAGAGUUUCACCGUAGAUCAUCCGUAACCCUCGGAAGGGUGCAGAGUCGAUCGUAAGGGCUCCACGCUUAGUUCUGUGAUGUGCGAAAGUGAGCUACUUCCGGUGGAAAGUGUUGAUAGUGAGAGUUUUCCGCUAGUUUCUAUUGUUCAUUUGUUUUUUCUGGAAGCGAGGGUUGGCUUUGUUCAAAAAGAUGUGCCGAAAAUACUUGAAAAUCACAUUCGUACUAUGGCUGUGCAUCCGACUGUGGCUGUGCGACUGCGCCCAUCUAGAUGAUAUUUCGAGGCUGCGACAGGAAAAUGGGGCCACCAACAAGUACUACUGCGGCAAGUACCUUACCGAAGCGUUGGCAACACUGUGCGAGGGAAACUAUCAAACGUUAAGACCAGUUCGUAUCCAUAAAAAGAGCUACUGGAAGUCCCAACUGUACACCGACCUACAAUCAGACUCUCCGUAUCAAAACCUGGGUAGAAGAAGAAGAAGAAGAGUCACCAGGGGGGUGUACAACGAAUGCUGCGAGAAACCCUGCUCCAUUGAUCAGCUGAUGAUGUAUUGCGCGGCGCCUGCGUCCUCCGUAUGAAGGGACACGUGAUCCUUACCGUGAUAAUAAUCGUUAUCACGCCGGUGAUAAUUCUUAUGUGUGAAGUGCUGUGAAAAUUAUCAGGCCUAAAAUUGGGGCAAAGAAUGGGGAGGAUAUAUAGGUAUAUUAUGGUUCACCGUGGCCAUUUUUGAUCUGCAAAUUAAAAAUAUACGGGUGGUAAGUGAUGAUGAAGGUAAAAAAAUUAUUAGUGAGAUUUUGAUAGAAGUAAUUUAGAAUAAUUUAAUGUUGAUGGUGCCGCGGCUAUACAAUUUGUGCGGACGGAAAUUCAUAAUGGGCGCCAAAUUUAAAGUUCCGAAAUGUCAUUUACACACAAGAGAUGUGAUUAAAAGUGAUGUUAUGUCAACAGUAAAGGUGAGCAAUUCGAAUUAUUAUUGAAAUUCUUAUCGUACUGACUUAGUGAUUUUUAUUAUUAUUCGUACUAAGUCUAACUCAUAUAAGACGAUGAAAUAUUGUACCGACGGUCACUUUAUUUUAGCAGUUGAAUUUAAUUAAAUACGGCUUUUUCUAACAAGAAUUAAUUCAACUCCAAGUCACGGCACUCAAAUAUAUUGAAAUAUAAGGUCAAAGGAUUGCAUAGCUUCAAAAUGUUAUUCACGCAGUUGAGAACUGGAAUUUUCUUAAACUAGAAGAGAAAUGAUAGACAAAACCCCGUAUAGUUUAUUCCAGGAAUACGAGGGCGGCUCAAUAAGUCCGUGACUUUUUGGGAUAAAUAUAUAAAGAGUUAUUUUAUUUUUCAACAUAGUCUCCUUUGAGUUCUAUACACUUAGUCCAACGUUCCUCCAAUUUUUUGCGGCACUGGCGGCUAAAUCUGGAGAAUAGGGCGAAUGAGGAAGUAAUUCGUAACCUAAUUCAUGGAUUUUUGCCAUGGAAACUGCACAUGUGUGGACCCUUGAAAAGAACUUUUUUUUUUGGCCAAAUGUGGUCUUUUUUCUUUCAGUUACUCAUUGAAUCUAUCCAACAAGUUGGUAUAAUAUUCUCCAUUGAUUGUUUUCCCCUUUUGAAGAUAGUCAAUGUGGAUUAUACCGCGUGCAUCCCGAAAAACGGUCGCCAUGACUUUAUUGGUUGACAAACCCACCUUCGGUUGCAGUUAUUUAGAUGGAUUAAUUAAGUCGCUUAUGAAAUUUCAGAUUUCAUAAGAAUUUUUGGUGGAUGAAUUCCAAGAUGCAAUUAUUAUUGUUUUAUUGUGUGCGAUUUCCAAUUUAUACGAUUCUUCAAAUUAAAUUGUUUAUUCGAGGAAUUUCUUAUUUUUACCAACCGAUAUCUAUAAUAUAGAGUAUAUGGAAAACAAAGUGAACGACAUUUCAAUAGAUAAUAAUAUAUGUUGCAGAAUAAUUCAGUUUAUUAUGGACGUAGUUUAUGGAAUUUUAAUCGGAUCCGCGUGGCAUUACGUCGUUUCGGACCUGACUGCAUUUAUAAAUUAUUAUUGAUAAACGGGUUUUACGGUAUCUUAAAAGUCAAAUUCCGCCCGUGAUGAACCUUGGAAACGGACCAAAUAUUUUGUGAUAAGGCGGAUUUUUUUUUCGUCUUAUCACAAAUGCCUUUUUUUGUUUGUUCGAAAUAAUCGAGUACCGUCCCGUGCUAGGUAGUAGUAGGGUUUUUUAAUUUUAAAUCAAAUUGUAUAUGGGCACUAUCAACGUUAAUUAAAUAGCAGACAGCCCUUUUGUGAAGGGUCUGCCUAAAGUGUCUCUAGGCUAUAAGAAAUUAUUCGUGAUCAACGUACACCAACUCAAGAAAUUUAAAUGCUGUGAAAUUUUUGCUAUUUCGUAGGUUAGCUUAUAGGAAUUUAUUAUAAUUAUUUUUGUUUGUUUGUUAUUUCGUUUGUAUAUAUUAUGUUUUGUUAUGUGAUAAGGUUUAAAUAAUUGUUCGUAAUUUUCAAGUGAGGGUGAGACUUUUAAAAUGUUGUUCUUAGAAAAUGCCUCCUUACAAAACUAUUCACAGUUCGGAAAUAUCAUAUUUUAUAUUAUAUAAUGUUAUUUGAAAUAACCUUGCCUAAUUAAAUAUUAUCAGGGGGUUUUGGUAUGAUUAUUUAACAUUAUUCGCGAUAACUCGCAAUUAAAAAAAAACCACACAAAAAGUUCAACUUUGAACCGUGAAAGGUCAAAGGACAUUUCUAUCGCUAACCCAAUUAAAUUAGAGAUUUGCCAAUUUUUUUUUCUUGUCGUUAUUUUUUUUUUAAAUGAUUUUGUAACUAAUGAUCUAUUUUUGUGAUAUGUCAAGGUCCAUAUUUACUAGUUUUAACUUAUUUCAAUAUAGAUAACGGAGGUUACACGAUUGAUAAAAAUACAUUUUCUGCACAUUGUGAUAACAUAACUAUUUUUGAUGUUUCUAUUUUAAAUUGAACAGGGUGAAUAAGUGAAGUAGUAGUUUAAAGUGAGUUCAUCCUGUAAAGGCUUAAUAAUUUUUUUUAUAUACAGAAAUACAAAGGAUAUCUAUAGGAAGUCGCGUGUAUAUUUCAGUACAGAGAUCUAUUAGAAUCUUUGAUGUGCCGCGAAUAGUCCGUGUGCCGGUGUUGCUUGUAUGGUCACAUGGCAUGCAGGUUUGAUGAGUCAUAAAGUUAUAUUUCAACCUAUAUUUAAUCAUUCCAUUAAAUAAAUAAUAUAUAUGAGGAUUUCGAUAAUUUUUAAGCGAAAACUUGACAUUAAUAAUUAUCUAAAAAUAAGCUUCAAAUCAGCGUUUUAAUAAAAAAUUUGCAGCUCGCAGCAGAAAUGAGAUAAUGGAAUGAAUCAAAAAUCGAAAUGUUUAGAAUACAUCAAAGAUUACAAGGAACAGUAUGUAAACAGAAUUAUUCCCCUUAAUUUUCCUACAGGGUCUUUUGAAAUUACGAGAAAAAACAACAGUUUGUUUUACUCCUGCAUAAUAUAGCCUAAUCGAAAAAUGCUACUUUACAAAAUGAUUUUAAAAAAUCACAACAAAUGUAUCUAAAAACUGAUGGCAAAAUCGUGAGAAUCUGAUAAAAAAUUUAUAAAACAUCAAACUUGGCCAAUAUUUCAGGGUGGCGGAAUUUUGUGCCGGCGAGUGUAGGUAUUUCCUUUUUUUGGGUAUUGAGAUUUAUUUGGUGGUUAUUAUUAACGGGGAUUUUGGCUGCCACAUUCAAUGUCCUUCAUUAUUGUUUUUUUUUAAAUUUCUCUAUAUUUAGUACCAGCAUCUUUUGAUAAAAAGUAAUUAUGUAGUCAGAAAAGUGGAAGUAUAAAUAAACUUUUAGAUUAAAAAUCAUCUAGUUGUCUAGAUCUUAUGCGUGUAAAAGACACAAGUUUUACUUAUAAAAAAACACACUUUACAUCCUGAAUGUAAUAUUUAUUAAUUUGUUUGCCUAAUAUUUAGUUAUUGUGCAUAAUAGAAGAGAUUAGAUGAAAAUUAACUAAAAUAAAUGCUUAUACUAAAAACUAAAAAUCUUAUACAAAACACUACAUUUUAAGUAUACUGGAUCCUAAAACUACAGCGAGGUUACUAUAAAUACUUUUUUUAUAAAUACUUUUAUAAAUUUAACCACUCAUUUGAAUCUGGCCCAAAGAGUUCAUACAAUUUUUUAAACUCUGUUUUUUUUCCAUUGUUCUUUAGCAGUUUCUUCCAUUAAGGAAGGAAACAGCUUCUCUGUUGCCGCUAUGGAUUCCAACUUCAUCUCGCACUGAAGCAUAUGAAUACUAAAACAGAUUUAAAAAAUGUACACGAGUAGCAGAAAUAAUUUUUAAAUUUAAUUAAUAACAAUAAAUUUAUAAUAAUUUUUUUUUAAAUAAUUACAACUCAGAUGUAAAAUAGCCUUUUUUCUUUCAGUGAGUUAUGAAAGAAGUAGUCUUGCCUUUCUGGGACAGGACAAGUGUCGCAAUAACUGUAAAAAAAAUUAUUAAACUGGUUUUAGUAUCUCUGUAAGACAAAUCAUGGAGAAAAAACUGGAAAAAACAAAAUUUUAAACUUAUUUAAUUAGGGUGAAUGCGCCUAUUCUCGACCAGUUAACGUAAAUCUCACCACUAAUUUAAGAAUGCUGACAUUUAGUUUUUUAAAUAUUUGAUUUGUAUUUAUUAAAACUAUCUACAAAAUAUUAAUUAUAUUUAUCGUUUCAAGAAAUAUUAUUAACAACGACCACAUUUAGCCUAGUUUUCGACCGGCGGUCGAGAGAACCGGAUUUAUGUGGUCUAUUUAUUGACCAUAAUAUAAAAACCAUUUUAAAUAAAUAAAUCAAUCAGGUUUGUUUCUAAAUUUAUUAUAAGUAUUUAUAAAAUAAUGUAAAAAUAAUACAUAAAUUUACAAAAAAAAUUGGUACUUCUUUGGCUAUUGAAAAACUAAGUAAAUGCAUAUGCAUAUAUAAAUAAAAAUGAGUAAAAUAUACUUAAGAAAAGAGUAAGAACAGUUAAAUUAUAAUUAGCGCAACAACUAAAAUGUAAGCGUUAUUAUGUACAAAACAAACAAGUAUAUUCUCUAUCAGAAAUGUCAUCAUAAGAUAGUCCAAUGAAGUCUGUACAUUUCAUGUGGUACCACCUAGAACACUUAUCACAUCCGACAUUUUUUUCAUCUUCCUCUUCAGUAUCACUUAUUAAAUCUUCAUUGCAAGAUGAACAUUGCAGAUGCCCUCGUUCAAUUAUUAAGUUAUUAUCAUUUUCUUUUUCAAACUCUUCUGGUUGUUGAAGAGAGUUUUCGUCUUUCUUUCCUGCCUUCUUUUUCACAAUUUUAUUUUUAUUUUUCAUUUGCCUGUCCUCUCGCUUCCUUUUUAUAUCUUCCUCUUUUUGUCGCUUCUCAUCUUCUUGUUUUGUUAACUUUAGUCUCCAAGCUUGAGAAGAAAUUGCACUGGGAAACUUAUCCUUUACAUUCCUAUUCUUACCUCUGUUUUCUACUGGCUUGGGGUAUGACCAAUGAUUAUCCAAGAUGGAUUUUAAUCGCAUUGCUUUGGGAGGAUGCUGAAUGUCAGAUAUUGUUACUGACGCGCUUACAUCAUUAAUUACGCAUUUAUUAGAUAUAUUGCCGUUAACUUCAAUAACAUUAUUAUUACCCGCUGUAUUUUCUGUGUUUGUUUUAUCUGUUAAGGCAAGGGAACUUCUCGCCGGAUAGUCAUUCUCAAUCGGUGAUUCAUUUUCUUCAGACACAAAUUCUACGAUAGGUGCACGAUCAUUAUUUUUUCGAGUUUUCGCCUAUAUCUUGAGCUUCAGGUUCAGUUAUAGCAAUGGCUUCUAAAUUGUUUUCCAGUGUUACAGCAUCGAAUGGAACUAUUGUAAUGUCUUGCAAACUAACAAUGUCUCCUACCUGAAUUUGAUUUUGUUCUGUUUGUAGCCUAUUUGCGUCUCCUUCAGCAGAUUUAAUUUCGUUCAAUAUCACUUCAACAUUAAUGCCAUACUCUGUCAAGGAAGGAGCUAAUUUUAAAAUUACCUUUAUUGCUGCCAUCAAUUCUGCAGGUGUAACAUCUUCUUCGAUAUUUACUAUAUCUAAAUUCACGGUUUGUUCCUGUAUAUUUUUUACACAUUUGGUAUAAUCAACAUUACGACUAUUUACUACCAAUACCUCCUAUAUGCAAAAACCAGAAUUGAAGAUAGGAGGUAUUAAACACUUACAGGUAUAAAACACUUACAUCGGCAGGCUGUAACAUGUGUGUCGUAUUGGGUGGCAAGGCAUACAGCACGAUUUGAUUUUGGUCGCAAUAUUCAGAUAAAGCCAAAGUCAUAUGCGACUUGUGACCAUCAAUAAACAAUAUGACUGGACGUUGUAUCUCUUUCUUGUCGAGCCACUCUUUCUUGUCGAGCGCCUUAACAUCCAAUCGGUUGGCAUGCUUUGAAUAACGGCCUUUGGAAGACGAAUAUAUGGAAACACAUUAAUGGUGGGCAUAUUGCUCCAUCAGCCGAGAAAACAAUCAAAACUGUCAAAUUUUCUUUAUCAUUUCCCGUUUUCACUUGAUUAAGUUUCUCCAAACUUUUGGAGCUAAAACUUUUUCACUUUUUGGACAAAUAGCAAAUCUACUCUCGUCUCCAUUAAAUAUACGGCUAGGAUCAUGCAAAACAUCUGUGAAAUUAUUAUCCUUCAAAUAUGUUUGCAGAUCGUUAAACCAGGCCCUAACGUAUUCUUCGGUAACAAUAGCUGUGGCCUUGUUAAUUCCUUCAGCUUCUCUUGAGGAUAGCUCUGGGUGUCUUUUUAAAAACUGUUUGUACCAUUUUUGACCUGGUCGCCCAUUUUUAAAAAAAUUUUGCUUUGUCAAUGGCAAUUUUUUCUACGGUAUCAAGGAGAUCUGCUUCUUUUAAUGGAAAUCCACAUUUAGCUAUUUUAAUAACCCAGUCUGUAAUCCUUUUCUCUACUUCUACAGUCAAAAUGGGAUCUGGUCCAGUUUUUCUUCGAGCUCCUAAUACUCUUCCGUGCAAUCUAUCUAUGAGCGUUGUUUUUGGAAUAUUAUAUUGUCUACUGGCCUCUUUUUUUCAGAUGCUUUGUUUUAAUUGCGUUUAAUGCAAUCUCUAAUUGCUCUGCAGAGUACUGAAACAGUUUUCUUUUUAUUUUAGUUUUUUGAAGCUUAGCAGCGGAAAGUUGCCCUGUGUUAGAUUUUUUAGGCGCCGGCAUCUGCAACAAUAGGUAUAGCAUAUUAAUAUAUUAUGUUACCUAUAAUAUUGACAUAUUUGCUCAAAUUCGACUCAAAAUCAAAAAAUUGAUUUUGUUCAUUCAUGAUAAUUUUUUUUAUUAAUUAAUCAAUAAAAUAUAAAUUCAGGAUUGGUGGUCGAAAAAACUAAAUUUCGAAUACCAUUUCUCGACCACUCAAAAAUGACGCGAAAUAUUUAAAAAAGGAUCGAACUAUCAGGGUGGUCGAACAAUGUCAUAAAAAGAAAAGGAACAUAAGGAGAAAGCAUAAGUUAAAAAAAAAGACGCUAUAUUUUAAACGAAUUAAUCCAUUUCUCUACCACCCCGGUCGAGAAUUGGAAAUUCGUUAAUCUGAUGUUCGACCACCUUGAUUUUCACAAAAAAUGCAAAAGUAAAAAUGCUUUUUUUAUAAAAACUAAGUAAGAAGGGUCUUCUUUUACCUUACAUCGAAAAACAUAUUAGUUAAAGAUAAAGCAUGAUGAUCUACUUACUAUUUAUUAAUGAGUAUAACACUAGAAAAUCACUAAAAUCUUGGGUACUUACACGUGCAACUGGCAAAUUUACAACGUCGGUAAUGGCUGACUGUUUUAAGCAGAGAUUGCUCGGGAAAUUUAAAAAUCUCUAUUACGGAUGGUCGAAAACGGGAAUAAGGAUUAUGAAAAUAGAUAACGAGUUCGGUUCUUGUUUUUUAUUGUUUUAUACAUAAAUGGUCGGCACUGGUCGGCAAACUGGCGCAUUCACCCUAAUAAAAAUAUGUUUUUUUUACUAUGACAAAAACAGGACUUUUUCCCAGAGAAUGGAGGACGGAGCAGUCUUUAUUGUGUCGCUGAUGGACAACAGGGCAGUAAGCUGAAAAAACAAAACUAUAAACUUGUUUAAUUAAUAAAAAUAUAUUUUUCUUACUAUGGCAAAAAAGAGACUUUUACCCAAAAAAUGAAAAUCAUACAUCAAUCAUAAAUGUAUCAUACCAUGUUUCCGCUAAAUAAUAUAUGAAUCUUUCUUCCUCCCAAACUUUUUUAAUUUUCUCCAAAUAUUCUAUAUGCCACUUGACAAUUCCAUUACAGCAGCUCUUUUGUUAACCAUCUUAAGCUUAAAUCCAAGUUUUAUCAGGUAUCUCCAUUACAAGGUUGAGACUGAGAAAUGUUUGUCCCUUGCCGAUAAGGUAGAGAUGGUUAGUCAAGUCCCUUUGAUUGUCCUGCGUCUUUCCUUUUUUUCUGUCUUUAACCCCUUUUUUUACAAAAUAGCAUAUUGUACUAUAGAGAAUCCCUGUUAAAAAUGCUGUUUUUUUGCAACAAUCAUUUGUGAACUGAGGAUCAUUCCUUAAAUUGUUAUAGACAAAUAGAUAUAUUGGUUUCUCGUCUGUACUCUGUAUUUAAACAAUUACAUUUUAAAAUUGCUUGACUUUCCCCUGUAGCUUCUACUUCCCUUGAUUCUUUUUAUUCCUCAACAGAAAAUGAACUAUGUAAGUUUAAUUCACUAUCCAGAUCACUCUUAUUGUUUUCAUCACAAAUGUUUGUUGUCUUUCUUGUGCGCCAUAAGCAGGCAUAAAUACUUUCCUCUUCAUUUGCCAAAUUUUCCUGCCUAUUUUCCCAGGGUCGAAACAUUUUAGGUCUUACGUAUAUAUAAUUAAUAAUAUUUAAUUAUUAUAAGUGACUAGUGAGAGUAUAUUUGACUUUUUUUGCUUUUGUUAAGACCGUGGAAGUGUACAGUGAACUGAAAAGUUUAUAAUUGUAUAACUUUAUAACUACUUAAUAACUUUACAUUAUAUAACAUCGAAAAAUGUCUAAAAAAACGAAGUGAUGCAUAAAGAUCCGGCAUCUAUCAAAUUAAUGGAACUUGCUGUUUCUGGAUACAAGGUACCUAGCCAAAAAACAAUAAGCGAGAGUCUUAUGUCAAAAAGUUAUGAAAAAAUUGAAGCACAACUUAUUUCCGUCGAAUAUGUAAGUGUAACUACAGACUCCUGGACUUCAAUAAAUAAUGAUAAUUUUACUGCACUGUCCAAAGGUUGUUUUGCUCAUUCAAUUAACCUUCUAGUCCAAAAUGGUUUGAAGAAAAUUUCAGACCUUUUAAAUAAAAUUAAGGCGAUAGUAACGUUUUUCAAACAAAGUUCUUCGGCGUUAGCAAAGCUAAAAGAAAUUCAGAAGCAAAUGGGGCUUCCUGAACUUAAAUUAAAGCGAGACGUCGUAACCCGGUGGAAUUCCACUCUAGAUAUGGUAGAAAGGGUGGUUACUAUAAAAAAUGCCCUGAUUUCCACUUUAGCCCUUGUAAACGAAGAAUUAAAUACAGUUUCCGCCACAGAUCGGGCUAUGUUAGAAAAGUUGACAGACAUAUUGCGAAUUUUUCAAGAAAUCACAGAAGAAAUCAGUGCUGAGAAAAACGUUACUAUUUCAAAAAAUGUAGUCCUUGUUUAUGCAAUGUAUCAGCAUAUCCAAACCUUUUACACGCAGGAAGAUAUAGAGCCAGAACUUAGGGUGGUACUUCAUGUUUUCCGAGAACAUUUUUUUAAAAGAUUUGGAAAUAUUGAAGACAUGGACAUAUUAGCCGAGUCAACCGUUUUAGAUCCUCGGUUUAAAAAAUUUGGAUUUAAAGAUGAUAGAAAAUAUGCCAACACAGUUGCGAAUCUUGCCUCAUAUUUUUUCUCUAAAAAUGUACUUCAACCCAUAGAAAAUCAGGAAGCACCUUCAACAACUCCAUCAGAAAAAAAAUCAUCCAUGUGGUCCAUGUUUGAUGAAAUUGUUGAAAAAUUGGCAUCUGAAAAAAAUCGAACUUCGGCCGUUAUUAUCGAAUUCGACAGAUAUUUAGGCGAACCCCUUCUCAACCGAAAGGAAGACCCAUUAAAGUGGUGGCACAGCAUAAGGAAGACUGUAAUUAUUUAAGCUGUGGUGGUGGUAUGAACGUCGCCAUGUAUAUCCCACGAUUUAUCGAUUUAUGAAAAGUCGACUAUUUAUUCCUGCAACGUCAGUUCCGUGCGAACUUAUUUUUUCAAAAGCAGGACAAGUCUUAAAAGAAAAAGGUGCACAGCUGAAAUCUAAAAAAGUUUCCCAAAUUUUAUUUCCUAACAGCAAUCUUUAGUAGUUUUAAUAUUAGUUAUUACUUAGGUUAGUUAUUCAUGUGUUUGAAUACCAACUUAGUUGUUCAAACAACUAUGACUCAUAAUUAAGUUUUGAAAAAACUUUAUUUUUUGUUUUAAAAUUUAAAAAGCCUUUUAAGUUGUUUAAAUAAAAAUUUCAUUCAGUUGUUAUCACUUUUUGGAUAAAUAAAAACUGUUUUAUUUGUCCUUUUUUAAUUGUAUUAAGUUUAUUUAUUUAGAUGUUUAAAUUUGUUUAAAUUGACGAAUUAAACGUCUAAAAGGCUGAAAACUAUGUAUUUUAUCAUGUUUUCCUCAUUCGAAUAAUUUUUAGAAGGUUAAAAUUGUUCAUUCUAGUUAUUCUACUAUAAAAGUAAACGUGAACUACUGUGAACUAGUGAACUAGUUCAAUGAACUAUUCUGGAUUAUGAACGAGACCGAGUGAACUAGUUCACGUAAAUGUUCCCCUAGUUCACUCUACGUCUCACCCUAGUUCACUCUAGGAUAAAGAGAGAUACACAAUCGCACUUGUACAGCCUAAAGUAGGAAUCGCCAGAACGCAGGUGUUUUAUCUUUAGACUAGCUAAAAAGAGGUGAGAAGUCUGUGAGUGCUGAGGGUGUGUUUGAGGGUGUCCGCGGUCAAAUUUUUUUAUAUUAUUUUCUUUCUAAAAAUGGACAUUUUCGAAAGAAAAAUAAAAAAUAGCGUAAAACAUGGGGUUUUACGUAUAUUUAAAAUGAUUUCUUCAUAGACAAACCAUAUAAAAUUUUGCCAUUUGAACAUGUAUAUUAUGCGACGAUAAAUACGACAUAGGCGCACGGACUAAAUAGUGCGGCAUCUGCGACACAUCAAAGAUUCUAAUCUGCACUGGACUACACCCACACAAAUUAAUAAUAAAAACUUAUUAAGCCUUAGAUGCAAUAAAUUAGGGUUGAUCUUUUAUUAAAAGCAAAAUCGAUUACGGACCUAGUUUGAAGGUUAUACUAUAUAUUUCUUAUUAGAUCUCAUUAGGUUUUAAAUAUUCUAGAGAUGUGCGCGUAAAUGAACUAUUAUUGCUGUAAAUUAGAUAACGUUCCAGGCAUCCACUAUCAUCCAGUUUAUUCUUUAUUGACCAUGUGAUAAUAUUGUAAAAAAAAAAACAUGGUGGCUGCCUUGAAUUAGCUUUAUUGUGAUGAAUUUGGGUUGUAGUGAUUGAACUUGAAAUAGUGAUACAUUUUUAGCUAUAAGUAAUCAAAUAUAUGAUUUAUUUAAUAUGA
Messenger RNA from Anthonomus grandis grandis, 11596 nucleotides. RefSeq names its product insulin-related peptide 4-like. Gene Ontology annotation, cellular component: extracellular region. NCBI's taxonomy places the organism in Eukaryota, Metazoa, Arthropoda, Insecta, Coleoptera, Curculionidae. The transcript is spliced from 3 exons. Gene Ontology annotation, molecular function: hormone activity. The record is from RefSeq and is a predicted model, not a curated record. Bases 325 to 711 code for a protein of 128 amino acids.